CCGCUGUUCUCCAAGUACAAGGCGGCGGCGGCGGCGGCGGCGGCCGCGGGGGAGCCCCUGGGCGCCCCGUACUACGACUGCCGCUUCGCGCCCGAGCUGAGCGGCCGCCGCGCCGCCGCCGCGCUGCUCUACGUGCCCGGCGCGGCCGCCGCCGGUUUCCGCGGCGGCCCCAAGGUCAUGGCGGGCCCCGCUGCUCCUCCCGGGGGGUCCUCCGCGCCGUCCCCGGCGGAGCCGGUUCCGCAGCCCGGCGGCCCCGGGGGCGGCGGCGCCGCCGGCGACUUUUACCCGGCUGCCGGGGGGAGCCCCACGGCCGCCUACCAGCCGCCUCCUCCGCCCCCCGGCGCGCCUCCGCCUCCUGCCCCCUGCAGCGGGGUUACCUGUCACGGGGAGCCCGCUAAAUUUUACGGAUACGAUAACUUACAGAGACAGCAGAUUUUUACGACACAGCAAGAGGCCGAGCUGGUACAAUAUCCUGACUGUAAAUCGUCCAGUGCUAAUAUUGGCGAGGAACCAGACCACUUAAAUCAGAGCUCGUCUCCUGCUCAAAUGUUUCCCUGGAUGAGACCGCAAGCAGCGCCUGGUAGGAGGAGAGGAAGACAAACAUACAGCCGAUUCCAGACUUUAGAGCUGGAAAAGGAGUUCCUUUUUAACCCCUAUCUGACCAGGAAGAGACGCAUCGAAGUGUCCCACGCGCUAGGACUCACCGAAAGGCAGGUAAAGAUCUGGUUUCAGAACAGAAGGAUGAAAUGGAAAAAAGAGAACAACAAGGACAAAUUCCCCGCUUCCAGGCAGGAGGGAAAGGAAGGGGAGGCCAAAAAGGAAGCACAUGAUCUGGAAGAAGAAAGAGCCAAAGGCCAGACGAAUUAA
Molecule: messenger RNA, 867 nt
Organism: Nothoprocta perdicaria
Lineage: Eukaryota; Metazoa; Chordata; Aves; Tinamiformes; Tinamidae
Product: homeobox protein Hox-D8-like
Biological process (GO): regulation of transcription by RNA polymerase II
Cellular component (GO): nucleus
Molecular function (GO): DNA-binding transcription factor activity, RNA polymerase II-specific; RNA polymerase II transcription regulatory region sequence-specific DNA binding
Source: RefSeq, a predicted model, not a curated record